Molecule: messenger RNA, 1740 nt
Organism: Schistocerca nitens (vagrant locust)
Lineage: Eukaryota; Metazoa; Arthropoda; Insecta; Orthoptera; Acrididae
Gene: RnrS
Product: ribonucleoside-diphosphate reductase subunit M2
Exons: 7
Coding region: 194-1366 (390 amino acids)
Biological process (GO): deoxyribonucleotide biosynthetic process
Cellular component (GO): cytosol
Molecular function (GO): ribonucleoside-diphosphate reductase activity, thioredoxin disulfide as acceptor
Source: RefSeq, a predicted model, not a curated record
GUUGGUGCUAUGAAGCGCAGUGUUUGGGAAAAUUGGCUUCUCUGUACUAACACCAGCUGAGAGCUUAAGCUCCUAUUGGUAGGCAUGCUUGUUUCCCGCCUUUUUCGUGUUUAUAACUAGGGAGCAUGCACUAACUUGGUCAGUUUGGCUUGGGUUUCUGCUGUAGUGCAGUCGAAGUUUAAACGUUGUUAAGAUGCCUUUUCAAGCGGUUGGUGAUAAAGAAAAUGUGCCGCUUACUCUGUCUCCAUUAAAGAUUAAUCCUAAUGUGAAUUCGAGCGGAAAGCAUCGAAAUGCAGUUUUGGAUGUGACAACGCGGCACAACAUAGCCCAACAAAUCAGCUUCGGCGACGAGAAUUUCAUUGAGAAAGACAAGAAAUCUUUCAGAAAAUUCGAUAUUGAGCUGGAACCGUUAUUGAGGGAGAACCCAAGAAGAUUUGUCAUCUUCCCGAUUCAGUAUCAUGAUAUCUGGGCUAUGUACAAAAAAGCAGAAGCAUCGUUCUGGACGGCUGAAGAAGUAGACUUAUCGAAGGACUUGGUUCACUGGCAGCAGCUUAAACCUGAAGAAAGGCAUUUUAUUUCCCACGUCCUUGCUUUCUUUGCUGCUAGUGAUGGCAUUGUUAAUGAAAACCUGGUUGAAAGAUUUAGCCAAGAAGUGCAAGUAACAGAAGCAAGAUGUUUUUAUGGUUUCCAAAUUGCUAUGGAAAAUGUGCAUUCUGAAAUGUACAGUCUUCUUAUUGAUACAUAUAUAAAGGAUUCUGCUGAAAGAGAGUUUCUUUUCAAUGCAAUUGAAACGCUCCCAUGUGUAAAGAAGAAAGCUGAUUGGGCACUCAGGUGGAUUGCUGAUGAAUAUGCAACAUUUGCAGAACGUGUAAUUGCAUUUGCUGCUGUGGAAGGCAUAUUCUUUUCUGGCAGUUUUGCAGCUAUUUUCUGGCUUAAGAAAAGAGGUUUAAUGCCAGGCCUUACAUUUAGCAAUGAACUUAUUUCAAGGGAUGAGGGCCUGCAUUGUGACUUUGCAUGCCUCAUGUUUAAGCAUGUUGUUCAGAAGCCCACAGAAGUGGAAAUAACUAAUAUUAUUAAGGACGCUGUGCAAAUAGAACAAGAAUUUUUAACAGAGGCAUUGCCUGUAGCAAUGAUAGGCAUGAACUGUGACCUUAUGAAGAAGUACAUUGAAUUUGUUGCUGACAGACUUCUUGUGGAGUUAGGCUGUUCAAAGGUAUACUUUUCAGAAAACCCAUUUGACUUCAUGGAGCACAUUUCCUUGGAGGGAAAGACUAAUUUCUUUGAGAAGAAAGUAGGAGAGUACCAGAAGUGUGGUGUAAUGGCGAGCAAAGAAGAAAAUGUCUUCACACUAGAUGCUGAUUUCUGAAAAGUGAUACUCUUUCCUUGUCCACCUGUGGUCCUUUGUAAAUUUGUAUAUUUUAUUAUGUGUUUGUCUCUGCCAUUGUUCUUGUGUCAUUUCUGUAGUAUUCAUCACCAUUUCCACUCGUGUAACUUUACUUCCAUACUAUCACUUUAUGCAUGUGUUUAUUUAUUUGUGGCUAUAAUUGAACAGACUGUAUCUAAAGAGUUUGCAUAUGGAAAAUUACUUCUCAAAUGUCUCCUUAUGGCUGGGACUUUUUAUAUGCAAUUACCCAAUUAACUGUCUAGACAGGCUAUAAGUGGCUUGUGUGAAGAUGACUGUGCAAUACUUUCUCACUUGUAUAUAUUUCUAUGAAAUAAAAUACAAAGAUUUCAGUAUUA